Molecule: messenger RNA, 2497 nt
Organism: Canis lupus familiaris (dog)
Lineage: Eukaryota; Metazoa; Chordata; Mammalia; Carnivora; Canidae
Product: amyloid beta A4 precursor protein-binding family B member 1-interacting protein-like
Exons: 7
Coding region: 614-1237 (207 amino acids)
Source: RefSeq, a predicted model, not a curated record
CCAGAAUCUUCUUUUUGUUAGAGAUUCAGCUUCCUCACUCUGAGAGCUGACACUUACCAGUUGCUGAAAAGCAGGCUGAUCUAUGUCACUCUGCAAGGCGAAGUCACUCAGUACUUUCCAAGGCGGCUGGUAACUUUGCACCUCCACUGGGUUUGCCUGUCACCUUGGUGGAUCUCACUGGUCUGAAGGCACUGAGGCAGGCCUUGUCAAGAUUCAAGCAACACACCGAGGGGGUCCACCGCCAGGACGACCCACCCAUCCACCUCUGAAUUAGACAAGGAGCCAAGGAGGUGUCUCUCUCUCUCUGGUGCCUGAGGAACUGACAACCUGAAUGCUGUCAGAAAGGGGCCACUCACAGUUUUGUCAUUGGGCUGCUGCUGCUGGAGCUGCUUCAUCAUGAUGCUCCGCUUCUUGUCCUUGCACCGCUUGUUUUGAAACCAGACCCGGAUCACACGAGGGCUAAGGCCCGUCAUCUCCACCAGUUGCUCCUUCAUGAGUGCGUCUGGCCUGGGGUUGGCGGCAUAGCAGGUCCGCAAGACUGGUCCCAGGUUACAAGAGUACCCACCGCCUCCAGACUCCUGGACAACAGCCACAGACUGUACAUGGGAAGGAAAUGCAGAACACCCCAGUGUCAGCCAGAGACACUAUACAAGCCGGGAGGUCUCUAAUGCAAAGGUCAAAGAGAAUUCUGACAGAAAGCCUUGAACUUCAGUUCAGAGAGGGAGUUCAAAGGGGCACACGCACACAACCGAGAGAGACUGAAGGGGAAAAGGCAAAAGCUAUCGGCUCCUUCUAUAAAUGUGUACGCAAGAAUUGGCUACGUGAAGGCGGCACCUUUUGCAACAGAAUAACCUCCUCGGAGAGCUCCGGGGCCCCGAGGAGGAAACCACCGCCCAGCACCAGCAGUAGCGCUCGGGUCCUGGAGCGCGCACGGGCGAAUUCAAACGCGAGGCACGAGCAGUUUCCCGAAGAUCGGAACCGACAGCAAGCAUGCAGGCGUGGCGGCAAACGAGAGCAAGCCACCUUUCCUCCUCCUCCUCCUCCUCCUCCUCCUCCUCCUCCUCUUCCUCCUCCUCCUCCUCCUCCUCCUCCUCCUCCUCUCUCUCUCUCCUCUCUGCAGGCAGCGACUCCAACUCGGACGAGCUCCUGGCCCCCGUGCCUGAGAGAGACCCCCGCACAAGAACAGCACACCGAGCCCCGCAAGGAUCCAGCUUCCAGUAAACAACCUCGAGCCUAGACAGCUGUUCCAGGCAGACCAGGUAGCCUGGCUGCACACUGUCGUUGGCGGACUCAUCCCUGUACCAGGCCUGCACGAUGGCCAGGGCUGGGCCAGGACCCCAUGAACACCUGCAUGCACGGCCUGCCCCAUCCUGCUGACCCUGCACUGCCAGCCCGAGGAAGAGCCCAUCUUUUACCUGUGGGUCAGAGGCUAACCGAGAAUUAACCACUACUGUUGGCAAAAUAUAAAUGACCAAGGACUUCCUGUAUGGAAAUCACAUUGUGAAGACUUUAUGGGCUACUUCUUGAAGACUGGCUCUUGAUACACUAAAGGGAAGAUAAAAGAUUAUAUAAAAUAUUCUUCUUUCAUGUUGUAGGACUUUCAAGCCUAAAGUCUUCUUAAAAUUCUGUUUUGAAUAUCAGAUAUUGAAUAGUAACUUCUUUGCAUUUUUUUGGACAUCCAAAUCUUACCACCUCUAUCAAAUAUGGAAGCUUUUGGUUGAUCAAGUGCACGGAAAGAGAAGAAAUAAAAAUAAAUUGUUUUUCAAAGCACUAGCUGAAAAAAAAAAAAAAAACCACUAGCUGAAUUUCUAACUAUCUGUUAUUUAUCACCACUCUAUAUAUUAAUCUAUAUUAUCUAUUCAUCUAUCUGUCAUCUUACUGCUUAUCUGUCAAUCUGUAUGGACAUAACACAUAGCAAUAGCCUUGUGUUCAUACACAUGCAAAAAGACACAUCUGAAAUACUUUUCCACAAACACUAAUAAUUUUUUUCCUGUGUGAUGAGUUUUUGAAGGUAUUAUGCCUUCUUUCUCCUUUUAUAAAUUGCUCCAUUUUCUUUUUACAUAAAAAGAGUAUAAUUUUUAUAGAAAAAUAUUUUUCUUAAAAAUGAACUAAAAAUAAUUUUUUCAUUCAUUACAUGGAAUAGUAACAAUAGAACCCAUCUCUUAGUGUUGUGAUGAGGAUUAAAUGAAAUUCUAGAUGUCAGGUUUGUCUCAGGACCUCCUGUGGUUCAUUGGUGACACUCCUGUAUUAUUAUUUCAGUCAUUUUUUCCUAAUCAUAUGUAAUAAUUAUGGACAGUGUACCUUGUUUUGAUGUAUACAUCCAAAAUCUCAGUGUAUUUUCUGAAAUUUUAGGGAAAUAUCAUCUUUCAUAAGACAAAUUUUGGUGAUAGUUUCAAAUUUUGUGUCUGAAAUAAAGGCAACUUUAGCCUUUACAAUGAGACUGGAAAAAAAAAAAGAAAAAGAAGCAAUUUAGUGGAGGAUAAGGUAAUGUUACACA